Thamnophis sirtalis is the source of this 502-nucleotide messenger RNA. Lineage: Eukaryota; Metazoa; Chordata; Lepidosauria; Squamata; Natricidae. The record is from RefSeq and is a predicted model, not a curated record.
AUGGGACUGCUGACUGAGAUUUGUCCUUUGGAAUUCUGUCGUUUGUCAGUUGAGGAGUGGGAAUUGGAAUGUCCAGUGACAGUUGAAAACGGAAAUUUUGGAGAGAAAGGAAGAGAUGCUGGUCAUUCGGCAUUGGAGAUGGUUCGUGAAAGUGAUCCUGGCGAUCCAAAUAAAGAUAUGGUGGUCCAAUUAAUUGACGACUUUAAAAUUUCCGGCAUGAAUGGCAUACAUGUCUGUAUGGUUUUUGAAGUACUUGGACAUCACCUUUUAAAAUGGAUAAUUAAGUCCAGCUAUCAGGGACUUCCAAUCCAUUGUGUGAAAAGUAUAAUACAGCAGGUAUUGCAGGGUUUAGAUUACCUCCACAGCAAAUGUAAGAUCAUUCAUACGGAUAUCAAACCAGAAAACAUCUUGAUGUGUGUAGAUGACACCUACGUGCGGAGAAUGGCGGCGGAAGCGACCGAGUGGCAGAAAGCGGGGGCGCCUCCUCCCUCUGGCUCAGCAG